Messenger RNA from Perca fluviatilis (European perch), 666 nucleotides. Its product is annotated as complement C1q-like protein 4. The transcript has 4 exons. Bases 135 to 611 code for a protein of 158 amino acids. NCBI's taxonomy places the organism in Eukaryota, Metazoa, Chordata, Actinopteri, Perciformes, Percidae. Gene Ontology annotation, molecular function: protein binding. The record is from RefSeq and is a predicted model, not a curated record.
GCUGCCAGUGUGAGAAUUAAGAUCUCUGUGAUCUGCUCUGCUCCAUCUCCCCAAGUGAAAGUGUUGCUAGUCAGCAGACUUUUCCUCCAGACAUCUACGCUGCGCUGACUUCGUUGUUUCAACUGAAAGCGGACAUGGCUACAGAACAAGCAGCACAGCUGAAGGCUGAAGUGGACGAGCAGAAGCAACAACAGGAAGUCCAACAGAUUGCAUUCUCAGCCGGUCUGCUGGCGUCUGGAGGUAACGCAAUAACUAUUGGACCCUUACCCGCGGACACUCCCCUGAUCUUCAAAUACGUCCCCACCAACAUCGGGAAUGCCUACAACUCAAACACGGGUGUGUUCACUGCCCCGGUGAGAGGAGCGUACCACUUUGAGUGGACGGUCAGUUCAAAUAAAGGACAGGAAUCAGGGGGUUGGUUGGUCAAGAACUCAGCGAAUGUUUUCUUGGCAUACCAGGAUGGCUCAGGUUGGAUGACUUCUUCUAAAGCUGCUACGCUGUUGCUGGAGGUGGGAGACGUGGUGUUUGUGCGCCUGAUGCCUAACACUGUGGUGUUUGACAACUUAAAUCACCACACCACCUUCAGUGGCCAUCUUCUGUUCCCCAUGUAAGACAGAAACAGCAGCUCUGUGAUAGUCACACAGGUUUUUGUUGUCUUAAACAAGU